AUGGAUCCCAGCAUGCGCCAUGAUUCCUCGUACUCGGCCCCUUACGCCCAGGGGGCUUCACCUCGAGGGCGGCAUCCGCCUACAAGCAACGAUGCGACGGGUUUGUCUGACGGUUUGAAUCGACUAUCUAUUGGGACAGCCUCAGCGACUCCAUUACCUGUUUCUUCGCCUGCUUUGUCACCUGCUUUGUCUCAGAAAAGUUCAUCGCAGUUACGACAGCUAUCGCCAUUAGGGAACGUCCGUACCCCGCGGAAGACUCCCAGCUGCAACUCCCUUCGUGAUGAUCGCAGGACAUCAACGACAAGCUUAAAGAAACGCGUGUCGACGAGCUCCCUGCGUUCUACUUAUACCGCCGGUGGCCCAACUUCUCCGCGUCCCAGCUUGUCUAGACGGUCAUCCUCGAACUUCCUGACAUCACCUUCAGCAACCAACAUGCGCUCGAAGUCUCCUGUGGUCGAAGAGCCACCACCCACAGCUGCUUCUAUUGCCGCUGAACAUUUCCAGAAGGAAGUUGAAUUUCACUCUUCGGAGGACUUACAGUCCGAAACCUUGGUUGUGAUACAAGAUGCUUGUUAUGGACACAGAUUCUCGCGUCCGAGAUCGACGCAGGCAGCGCUGAAUACUAUUGUUGAGCGUCCAGAGCGUAUUCGCGCCAUUGUACUCGGCCUCAGUGUUGCAUAUGUGCGUAUUGGCAAGAGGCAUACUGGUGGACAAUUCCCCCCUCACCCAGAUCUGGACGUCAAGAUGCUCCCUGUGCCGCCGUUUCAGAUCCGCAAAACAGCCAGAAGCAUACCUUUGAAUUCGCCUGCAGUUACUCACAUCCACGGCACUAAGUGGAUGGAUGAUCUAAAGACCAUGUGCGCUGCGGCAGGAGAGCGGCUAGCCUCGAACCAGAAAGAGCUGGUUCGGCCACGCAGUUCAGGGAAGGAAGAUGCGAACGCUCCCAAGCUCCACGAAGGUGAUCUCUAUCUCUGCUCUGACUCUCUGGACGCUUUUCAGGGCGCCCUAGGUGGAGUGUGCGAAGGUGUGGAUGCUGUUUUUGGACCUAGUUCGACUAAGCGCGCCUUCGUAUGCAUCCGUCCCCCAGGCCAUCACUGUUCUUCGGGCCAUCCUUCUGGGUUCUGCUGGAUCAACAAUGUCCAUGUUAGUAUCAGCCAUGCUGCUAUGGAACACGGUCUCACCCAUGCUGCGAUUAUCGAUUUCGAUUUACAUCAUGGGGACGGUUCGCAGGCCAUUGCGUGGGAGCAAAACCGGAAAGCGGUCGCUGCCGGGAAGAACGCUGCUCCUUUCAAGAAAGUCGCGAUUGGUUACUUUAGUCUCCAUGACAUCAAUUCAUACCCGUGUGAAUAUGGUGAAGAGGACAAGGUUCGCAAUGCUAGUGUAUGCAUCGACAAUGCGCAUGGACAAUCUAUAUGGAACGUUCACCUCGAGCCAUGGAAGACACCGACAGAAUUCUGGCGACUGUACAAUGACAAAUAUUCAGUACUGCUCAAAAAGGCCCGCGAUUUCUUACGCCUGCACACUGAACAACUGGCAAAUACGCCCUCUGGCCCGGUCCCGAAAGCGGCCAUAUUCAUCUCUGCCGGUUUUGAUGCCAGCGAAUGGGAAAGUGCUGGCAUGCAGAGGCACAAGGUCAAUGUUCCUACCGAUUUCUACGCUAAAUUCACUUCUGACAUCGUAAGGCUUGCCGGCGAAGAAGGCUUGGGGGUCGAUGGCAGAGUCAUCAGUGUUCUUGAGGGAGGGUACAGUGAUCGGGCACUGACCAGCGGAGUAUUGAGUCACAUCUCAGGUCUAGCGGAUCCACGAAGCAAUGUCUCUGGUGCUGAUGCCCAGCAAAAUGGCCUCGCUUUGGAAAUGAUCGGACGCCUAGGUCUUAAUGAAAACGCCGGUGAUAUUUCUCCCACACACGUUGAAGAGCCAAUUAUAUUUGAUACCAAAUGGUGGGCACCUGAGUUAUUAGAAGAACUGGAAGCUUUGGUAUAUCCGCCCACUACACCAUCCAAACCGCGUGAAAAGGUGCCUACUUUCUUUGCUCCUACAGCGGCGUCUACCGCUAAAGCUGUCACACCGUCUCGGGAUCGCAAAUCAGGUGGUGAAUUAAAUAUCCCUCCCCCACUUCCUGAGGUGAACUGGUCGACUGCUAGUCAUGAGCUAUUCAAGGUCCUCAUACCAAGCGAUCGCCAGACCAUGAGCUGUCGCGCGGAGGACCUCAAGGUGGAAUCCUCCUCUCGAGCUCGCCGAGAACGACAAGCGGCCCCAGAAGGGGCACAGAUGCCUGCUAAGGAGCAGGGUCGCAUGCAACUUCGUGAGAGGAAGCCCAAAGCAUCUGUUCCCUCGACGCCCAGGCGUCCGGCACCGAAGACUAAUCGGAGAACUACCAUCGGCGAUGUCGCUGAUCUCCCGGAUCCUUCACGCGGAAAGUCGCCAGCUGUCGGUUCCUCCAAAAGCAACCGGAGACAGAGUGCUACUAUCAGUUCAAGACCUGCGACGGCCACUGGCACAAAACCGUCAGAUAUGUUGGGCGCAAAAAAGACCAAAUUGAGCGGGUCCCGUGGCUCAACACCGAAGCGAUCAGCUAGCCCUAGAAAAGCCGUUCCUCCUGUGCCGAAAGUGCCCUCACCAUUUUUGGCAGAGCCCUCGGCAGCGUCUUCGGUGGCUGGUGUGUCUUCGACUUCGGGUACACAGAGGCGAGUUUCUGCGGGUGGAGAGACGCAGAACAACGAUAUGGAUAAUCUUGCCGCGGGAGUGCGGAAACUCAAUAUCAAACUGAAGGUUCCAUCACCUGAAGAGAAUGCUCUUCGCGAGAAAAACGCUGCAGAUCAGCACAAGAAGACUACGUCCAGGUCUCCUAAGAAGUCCGCGACAUCGAAACCUCAACCUACUGCUCCCAAAUCUGCAGCAAGGACGCCCUUGGCUGCAAAGGUGCCACUCGCCCAAAGUCACAAUGAUCCAAUGUCUGGGCCUUCUUCUCCGUCUCCUACGGUAUCAGGGCCAAACAUGCCACAAAUGACCGUGAUGACCGGUAAUGUUGGGGAGGUCGUGCGAGGCCAUAUCCCUGGACCACCUCAGCGAUCUGUUUCAGAUACCAUGUCUCCCCCACUUACUCCAGGUACUUCACAUGAUAUGCCAUCACCGCAGAUAUCGGUACACUCGCCACCUGCGUCUGUGGUGCAGCCCAAACAGAAUCUACCUGUUUUCACGUCUACUGGACCGAUUCCAUUCGCUAAAACUCAGGUGUCCGUUCCUCACCAGGUCGAUGAAAGCCGCGUGGAAAACCGGCCCCCGUCGUCUUCUGGUCAUCCCCAUCACCCCUACGAGCAUAUGCCAUAA
Paecilomyces variotii is the source of this 3330-nucleotide messenger RNA. RefSeq lists its product as hypothetical. The coding region runs from base 1 to 3330 and encodes 1109 amino acids. Gene Ontology annotation, molecular function: histone deacetylase activity. The transcript has 3 exons. Gene Ontology annotation, cellular component: nucleus. The record is from RefSeq and is a predicted model, not a curated record. NCBI's taxonomy places the organism in Eukaryota, Fungi, Ascomycota, Eurotiomycetes, Eurotiales, Thermoascaceae.